UUGAUAGAGUUAAGAGACACCACUGAAGAAUGAACAUAGAAUCCUGCCGUCAGCAAAAUAGAACAUCUAGGAGAAAUCUGCUUACUUCUCUGGUAGUCCGUGCUCCAGCCUCUGAUAGUGACUGACAACGCAGCAUUGAGUAGAGCUUUCAGAUCAGAGUUGGACGCUAAGAUUAACCUUAAGAUUUUCUUCGGGAUUUCUUCGUGAUAUCUGUUGUUCGGUUCUGUCAGUGAGUAUUAUUUGUCAGGCCUAAAUAUACCGCUAUGUCCUACAGAGAAAGUCGACCCACGGUCGUGGCCAAUGGAAAGGGAAGACCGUGGGCUUUGUGUGUCACAAAUGUCGGUAAAAUCGCUGGAGUUUUUCUCUGUUUGUUCGCACUUAACAAAUACGUAGAAGGAGAUCCUCCUCAGGAUGAGCUCUUCCAACGGGAUUUUAACUGGCAGUUUCGAAGGAAACGGAUGACGUCACUAUCUAACAACAGUAAUUAUUGGUUGCUUGUUCAGUCCACUUCUCCAUCCUUUGACCCCAGUCCAUCGAAGAACAUCACUACACAGAUAGGUCAGACUGUCUAUUUACACUGUAUGGUCAAUAACCUCGGUGAUAAAACGGUUUCUUGGAUUCGACGACGAGAUCUCCAUCUUCUUAGUGUUGGCACAGAAACUUACAUCAAUGAAGAAAGAUUUAGCGCCGCCCACGUGGAAGGCACGAACGAUUGGCCUCUCCAGAUCAAGUAUCCACAGUUGACGGACACUGGUCUGUAUGAGUGUCAAGUUAGCUCUGACCCCAAAAUCAGCUUCUUUGUCAAGUUGAACGUUUUAGAACCAAAGACAGAAAUCUUAGGUACGCGCCCUCUGUAUGUGAAAACAGGAACUUCUAUCAAUCUCACUUGUGUGAUCAGCGACAGCCCGGAGCCACCAAUUUUUGUCUUCUGGUACCACAAUGAUCGAAUGAUCAACUAUGAUACAGAUAGAGGGAAGAUAUCGCUUCAGAAAGGGGAGGAGGAUGCUGCUAUCAGUACACUUUAUAUUAAGGAUGCUCAACCAACCGAUUCGGGAAAUUACACUUGUGGGCCUUCCAACUCUGACGCAACUAGUAUCUCAGUGUUCUUUCUAAAUGGUGAAAACCCAGCUGCUAUUCAGAGAGAUGCCAGCGUUUCACGAGCGUCCUCUGGUGACCAUUUGAAAAUUUUGGAAUUUUUUCUGUUGGUGUUUCCUUGGUAUCUUCUUAGAUGACAUCCUUAUCACUUUCGUCACUUCUGGUUUUGUUAUUGUGAGUCAGUACGAAAAUGAAAACAUAAAGUUGAUGUACUCGUGGUUGGACGGCGACAUCUGACGGUAUAUUCUUUACUCUGUACUGUAAUCGAUUCACUGAAGAGAAUUGACAUCCGUUGACACGAUAGAAGUUUUUUUGUUUCGCCCAAAGAUAACAGAGACAUAAAAAGCCUAAAAUAUGUGAUAUAAAUGAAUACAUAUUCGGGUUUAUGAAUAAGUUAAUGCGAAAAUCUUGGCACAUAAAUAUUUACUGAUGUCGGGAAGAACAAUAGCGGAUACAGGAUGUUUAUUUUAGUGAAUGUGUGUGUUUCUAUGUAAACAAUUAUGAAGGAAACAAAUUACCAGCAUAGAUUAACAAUGAACAUACAAACGUACUUAGGUUUCCUCUAUUUAUUAUGUUGAUUUUUCCUGUGGUUAAUAACUUCAUUACCAGAAUAGAUUAACAAUGAACAUACAAACGUAUUUAGGUUUCCUCUAUUUAUUAUGCUGUUUUUUUCUGUGGUUAAUAACUUCAUUAUCAGCAUAGAUUAACAAUGAACAUACAAACGUACUUAGGUUUCCUCUAUUUAUUAUGCUGUUUUUUUCUGUGGUUAAUAACUUCAUUACCAGCAUAGAUUAACAAUGAACAUACAAACGUAUUUAGGUUUCCUCUAUUUAUUAUGCUGUUUUUUCCUGUGGUUAAUAACUUCAUUAUCAGCAUAGAUCAACAAUGAACAUACAAACGUACUUAGGUUUCCUCUAUUUAUUAUGCUGUUUUUUCCUGUGGUUAAUAACUUCAUUAUCAGCAUAGAUUAACAAUGAACAUACAAACGUAUUUAGGUUUCCUCUAUUUAUUAUGCUGUUUUUUCCUGUGGUUAAUAACUUCAUUACCAGCAUAGAUUAACAAUGAACAUAUAAAUGUAUUUAGCUUUCCUCUAUUUAUUAUGUUGUUAUAUUCCUGUGGUUAAUACCUUCAUUACCAGCACAGAUCAACAAUGAACAUACAAACGUAUUUAGCUUUCCUCUAUUUAUUAUGUUGUUUUAUUCCUGUGGUUAAUAACUCCAUUAUCAGCAUAGAUCAACAAUGAACAUACAGACGUAUUUAGCUUUCCUCUAUUUAUUAUGUUGUUUUUUCCCCUGUGGUUAAAGUACAGCUUUGUGUACCAGCUUCUAAAGUGUACUUUGUUGAGCUAAAUUAAUCCUCAUUUAGGAGAUUAUACUUUAUUCAAACUGGUCCUAAAAAUCUCAGAUGCAUAUAAAUAACACAGUCCCAAUGCAACAUAAAAAUUAAACUAUAAAUCUUUAUGGGUACAUUAACUGAUAAAACCACUACGUUAAAAUUUGACUUUCGAAAGUAUAACUAUAUAAAGUUCUGAAUAUUCUUAACCCUAGUUUUGUGACUCAACCUGAAUUUUAAAACGGCCAUUUCUCGUUGCCAUUUUUACUAAGGUAGUUAGCCAGAGUGUGCUGGAUUCAGGUAAGAUUGAAUACUCCUCUAAAGAUCACUGUUUCUCCAUUAAAGGCUUAUCUUAUUCAUCUUCACCAAAACCAGAUAAUACAUACAUAGAUUCAACUGUGGUAAAAUUAUCCACUCAGGGAUUUGGGUAUUUCCUAUUGUAAGACCCCUAUACUAAAUUAUAGAAUCACUAGCUGGCAUUUCGAAGAACGUAUGAAGUCAGCUUUGGAUAAAAUGCCUGUUGAUGAAUUAUUGUUUCCAUCUAGAAUAUCUAACCAAUCAUAUCAGAUAAUUCAUACACUCAGGUAAUUUAUUUUUGUGUCUCCUCUAGUCAGUCAGUGCAUACAUUCAGGUUUGAUAGAAUCCCGCUUUUAUAAUUUCCAAUAUUUACUAUUAGUUGGGUUAAAAUGGCCCUCUUUUGGAUUGUUGUACUUUAGACUGUCACCUCUAAUUAGUCUGUCCAACUAUACUGUGUGCUAUGAGCAGAGAUAGAAUACACAGUUACAGUAUUUUUGUUUCUACAGCUGGGAUCUAUGUUACUCAUACAGUUGUUGGUGAAGCAGAACACCUCAGUAAGGGAUUGUAUGGUUUCCUCCUGUAGUACAUAGUCAGACUCUACCUACAUUCAGAUUGGGUAGAAUGCCCCUUUGCUGGAUUAUUAACUCUUCAUAUUUCAUCUCUAACCAGUAAGCUACAGUAGUGUAUGUAUUUAGUUGGUGUAAAAUACCUCUCUACUGGAGUAUUAACUCUUCAUAUUUCAUCUCUAAUGAGUAUGUAUUUAGUUGGUGUAAAAUACCCCUUUACUGGAGUAUUAACUCUUCAUGUGUAUGCAGCUAGUGGGCGUAAAGUGCCUCCUUAUUGGAUUGUUAUAUGUGUGGCUGACAUCAUUAAUACGUCACCCCAGAUACUUCACGUAUUCAUCAGGGAGUAAAAUACCGAAUUACUAGAUUAUGUGUGUCUAGCUGCCAUUCCUAAAUAGUUUCCUCAAGAACUUUGCCCACCCAGCAGCAGCUGCAAGCCCCUCAUUUCUCGAUUACAGUAUAUCCAGCUAAUAUGUCUACCAACUCAUCUGUGGGUCCUGUAUUACGACACUGGUUUAUUUUACCCCUGAACAAGCAAUCUCUAGCUAGACACUACUGUAGUGGUCUGGAUUCUCCCUUUAUUAACUAAGAACCAUGAUAAAUUAACCCAGUUGCUGAAAUUAAUCAGUGAAUUUACCCUUAGUUUAUGUACUUUAAGUUUGUCUUUUAUUAAUAAGCCUUGGUAAUGCAUUCAGUCAAAUGACACUUUAUACACUACAAACAAAAGUACCCGUCCCCAGUGACGGGAACAACUUAAGUUAAUCUAUCAAUUUAAAUUAUUUCAUGGACUUUAAAAAGGUUAAUUGUGUUGCACUCUUGGUUUCACUAAGAGUCAAAUCUCUGAGCUACUUAUACCGCCCACUGCGAAAAAUAAUUGUUGAACAUUUCAGUCAUGCUAAGAGCCGCUCAACAAUAACAUACGAUAAAUCUACAUUUUUAUUCUUUAAGUUACGUCACAUUUUGAAAUGUGAAUAAUAGUGUGAUUAAUUCCUAACAAAUUAAUGUAGAAUAUCCUGCUUGCGGAAUAAAAUUUGGCAACAACAUUGUUCAUGCCUGUUUUCCCGUCAUUUCAGAAGUGAUUGUUGAGGUUUGCUUACGUGCGCAGCUUUUCAAAUGGGAGACAGACGAACGCUCGGACAGACACCACAGUUCACAAUAUAUAGAACAUAGUAUCUAUAGUAGUUUAAACCCAAGCUUUAGAUGGGACAGUGUGGCAGGUAAGGUAUAUCCAUUCUACUGACUCUCUAUACCACAAAAUUUGUGCUAAUGUGUCUGUAUUUAUAUAUAUCUGAUGCUUCAUAUUCGGGCGUUUAAAUAUCUGCUGUACCUAUGAAUAUCUAUAACUUAACAACUAAGCAGCUUUUAUCCUGAUCACAUUGAAGGGUUGAUCCAAUACAUAAUGCAUUAAAAGUAACCGAUGUUUUCUAUACCCCUACUUAUGUUAUCCAACCCGAAAAGUAAGACUGUUCCAAUUUCAGUGAAAAUCGACUUGACUUUUGUACUUUGAAACUGAAGCUCUUUUCCCCAGUUCAGCUGAGUUACCAUGUUUUAAUACCAGAACACAUAAUACUUUUGAAAGUGAGUAAAGGAGUACAAGAUCUAUUAUAAUCCAUUACUACAGAUCUCAAAACUAUAUUAAUACUUGUGUAGUUGGUUUUAUGUAUGAAGUUUGAAAUAAUGUCGACAGAGGACGUUUUUAUGUUAAAAACUUGCAAUAAAAACGAAAAGUCUCUCAAUGUUGUCCGUUUUUCAUUAUCAAAAACGAUGACCGCGAUUGGGUUAUAACAACACAUACAGUUAUUAAGAACCUGAAAUUUUAAACAGCAUAUUAUUUAAGAAGCAUAUGUUUGGAACGUACAAAUCUAACCCUUCAUUCCGAUAUACUUAAAAACAACAAAUUUUGUGUUUGGCUUAAAAACCCAGACAUAGCAAGUAUAUUAGGAUUGUUGGGAAAAACAUAUUUUGGCUCUACUUUUUAAAUAUUAUUUUACUCCACUUAUAAGCUAAUAGUAUAAGGGCUAGAGAUGAAUAUUUUCUCAUUUUCCCUGUAAUUAGAAAAUCCUGUGACUGAAAUCGAAUAUUUUAUUGUUUCGGCAUGCUUUUAAGAUUUUGGUUCAGUAGUAUGUUGUUGUUUGUAGUCCGAAGAAAUAUUAAAUAGGUUUCACUUUGUCACGUCCUGAAAAUUUCGGGUCUAAAAUCAUUCUCUCUCUAUGCUUGAAGCUUAAACAUUCUGUUAACAUGUUAACUGCGUGUUUUGUUUUCCGCAUUCCGUUUAAUUUGUCUUUUGCGGCUCGAAAUCAUGUCAGUAAAAAAAUA
Limulus polyphemus (Atlantic horseshoe crab) is the source of this 5603-nucleotide messenger RNA. RefSeq names its product zwei Ig domain protein zig-8-like. The coding region runs from base 264 to 1232 and encodes 322 amino acids. Gene Ontology annotation, cellular component: neuron projection membrane. NCBI's taxonomy places the organism in Eukaryota, Metazoa, Arthropoda, Merostomata, Xiphosura, Limulidae. The record is from RefSeq and is a predicted model, not a curated record. Gene Ontology annotation, biological process: synapse organization. The transcript is spliced from 5 exons.